Messenger RNA from Psilocybe cubensis, 324 nucleotides. RefSeq lists its product as uncharacterized. The coding region runs from base 1 to 324 and encodes 107 amino acids. NCBI's taxonomy places the organism in Eukaryota, Fungi, Basidiomycota, Agaricomycetes, Agaricales, Agrocybaceae. The record is from RefSeq and is a predicted model, not a curated record. The transcript has 3 exons.
AUGUCCAAACCAUUCUUCAUUUAUGCACCGUAUUAUCGCGAUGAAGGAUUGCUGCAAAGACGCAGCGAAGUCAGGCCAGUACACUUGGAACACAUGACUCGACUGAUUAACUCCGGUAUUCUCAGGGUGGGCGGGGUUCUGACUGACCCCGAGACGGAUGGAAACCUCGCAUUGCACGCACUUGCGUCUUCAAUGAUUGUGAUGUACGAUUCUCUUAGCGAGGCGAAAGCAAUGCUGGAGUCUGAUGUCUUCUGGACCGCCAACGUGUGGGAUAAGGAGAAGCUUGUAGUGUUGCCCAUAACCCCCGCUGUCCCCCUACCCUAA